GAGAGCUCACCACAGAGCUGUUCAUUGCAGCCCUGGUCCUCUGCAGAGCAUCACUCCGCCUCGUCACUAUUUUCCUUUUUCCUGCCUGCAUCCCAGCACACAGCCAUGCUAAGCACGGCGGUGCGGCUCUCGGUCCUGCUCGGCCUCCUCGGCCUUGGGAAAGGCCAGAUGUUUCACAUGGGACCAUGCCCAGAUCCACCGGUCCAAGAAGACUUCAAUAUCAACAAGUAUUUGGGGAAAUGGUAUGAGAUAGAGAAGCUGCCCUCAAGUUUUGAGAAAGGAAGCUGCAUCCAGGCAAACUACUCGCUGAAGGAGAAUGGGAAGUUCAAGGUGAUCAACAAGGAGCUGCUUUCCAAUGGCAAAGUCAACGAAGUCGAAGGAGAAAUCAUGCACAUGGAUGUAAAGGAGCCGGCCAAGCUGGGUGUCCGCUUUAACUGGUUCAUGCCUUCUGCCCCUUACUGGGUCAUCUCCACCGACUAUGAAAACUACUCGCUGGUUUACUCCUGCACUAACAUCCUCUGGCUCUUCCACAUUGACUACGCCUGGAUUCUAUCAAGAGCUCCCGAUAUGCACCCAGAAACCGUGGAGCACCUGAAGAGCGUUCUCCAGUCCUACAAGAUUGACACUGAGAAAAUGAUGCCCACGGAUCAACUUAACUGCCCUUCCGAGAUGUAACUCCCGGCAUGCAGUGACACAGCGCCAGACCAGCCAUGAACUUUGUUGCUUUCUUUAUUAUCCAUUAGAAUUUCUCUAUGUAACAGAGAUAUGUAAUAAGCCUUUCGCUAACGGUAGUUUGCCAGCCCUGCGUUACUCUUUGCUGUUGUUCCCUCUGUCGCUCUCCCCCC
Messenger RNA from Balearica regulorum gibbericeps (East African grey crowned-crane), 845 nucleotides. The record is from RefSeq and is a predicted model, not a curated record. NCBI's taxonomy places the organism in Eukaryota, Metazoa, Chordata, Aves, Gruiformes, Gruidae.